Molecule: messenger RNA, 8613 nt
Organism: Archocentrus centrarchus (flier cichlid)
Lineage: Eukaryota; Metazoa; Chordata; Actinopteri; Cichliformes; Cichlidae
Gene: ptprb
Product: protein tyrosine phosphatase receptor type b
Exons: 40
Coding region: 335-6358 (2007 amino acids)
Biological process (GO): peptidyl-tyrosine dephosphorylation involved in inactivation of protein kinase activity; angiogenesis
Cellular component (GO): signaling receptor complex
Molecular function (GO): cadherin binding; protein tyrosine phosphatase activity
Source: RefSeq, a predicted model, not a curated record
AGGCGAGUUUUACUCUGAGAGGGUCGAGGAGAGGAUGGACACGAGGCAGAGCAGAGACCACGGAUAAAUAAAUCCACAUUUUCUGGGAGAAAUCAAGCUUUCGGUCAAAUAAGGAAUUAGUUUCUCUUUUUCUGUGAUUAAAAAGGACAUUUCAUAAUUUUUUUCCUUCAGUUUUUCAUUGGGACUCGGAUUCUUUGCUAAAGACAAAAGAGGCUGAAGACAAGGAAAUAAUCUACCAUUGACCUGAAACAGUGAAUCCAAACGAACGUGUCCCGCCGCAGACUCAGGAUUAUGGUGGUGCAUGCUCCGUGUGGAGAUCUGAAACACGAACAAAAUGCUGAAAUGUAAAGUUUGCAGUUAUUUCUGCUGCCUGCGGUUCACCUCAGUGCUGCUGCUGCUGCUGCUGCAGGAUGUGAGCAGCACGGCUCCAGCAGAGGAACAUGUAGCUUCAUUCCCAUGUAGCAUCUCCUUAUCUGAACCAACAUCCAGUUUGGACUCCAUAUCAAUGACUGUGAGCACACCUGGGCAGAACUGCUCUUUUACUGUGACCUCUCCGGAUACAGACGGCACUGAGUGUAGAAGAAGAGAAGAGCCGGAGCUGGAGACAAAUGAGAUCGGCAGCAGGAGGCAAGGAGAAGGGGAGGUGGUGGAGGAGGGAAGCAGAGCAGACCAUCUGGGAACCAAUCAGCUAGGAAUCGAGGAUGAAGGAAACAAGGGCGUGAGAGAGGUCUUCACCUGUGUUUUGGAUCACCUGGAGCCUGGGACCACCUACCACCUGCAGGUGCGGUCAAAGAGAGAUGAGGAGUCUGCAAACAUCACCGUGCACACCAAGCCGUCGGCGGUGGUCGGGCUGGAGGUCACAUCCAGGACCUGCAGCAGCCUCAGUCUUUCCUGGCAGGCCGGAAACGGCCGGACACAACGCUUCAGGCUGCAGCUGUGGGAGCAGCCUCGGAGCCCAGAUCAGUCAGGUCUGCUGAAGAACGAGACUUUAGAGAGCACGACGACCCGACACACACUCACCGGCCUGACGCCAGGUCGACUGUACAACGUCACCGUGGUGACGGAGGGGGGUGAGCUGCAAAACAGCCGGACGAUCGAGGCUCAGACAGUGCCCUCUGCUGUGUCCAACCUCACCACCGACUACAGCAACAGCACCAGCUUGAUGUUGUCAUGGCAACAGCCCAAAGGAGACCUGGACGAUCUCAUUGUCACGCUCUCAUCCAGCACCGGGAGACUCUGGGAGACGACCCUGCAUCGGAACGUCACGAAGGUCACCGUCCAUCACCUGACUCCUGGCUCAGCCUAUCAGCUCGCAGUGACAUCCAGAAGCGGCAGAUUGAAAAACCAAUCAAAAAUCACUGUCCGAACAGCUCCAGCUGCAGCAUCCCUCCUCACCUUGUCUCCCUCCUCCUCUGGUGGACUCUUCCUGGCUUGGUCACCUCCGGCUGGUCACUGGGAGAACUACAGGCUGUUCCUGUUUGAUGGUUCUCAGCCGGUAUUCAACACCUCUCUGCAAUCAGAGGCCAUGAACUUCAGCAUCCCUGGGACAGGACUAACACCAGGGAGGGUGUACAGAGCUGUGCUGACAGUGGAGAGUGGAGGACUGAUGGCUGAGAGUAGCUGUGAGGGAUCAACAGCUCCUGCUCCGGUGUCAGACCUCCACAUUCGGCACUCUGACGAGACCUCACUCAGCGCUAUGUGGAACCAUGCCCCUUUCGGGUCACGUGACAGUUACUUUCUCACCAUUUACCAUGGUAACAUCUCUAUGGAUACCAGGAAGGUGGAGUCUAGCAUGAGGGAGUGCACGUUCAAUGUGCUCACACCUGGGAGACAGUACACUAUCACCGUGACAACCAGAAGUGGGAAACUGAACACCUCUGUGUCUGUGGAGGGGAGAACAGUUCCCAUGGAAUUGCAGGUCAUUGCUCUGAGUAACUCAGGAGUCGACAGCCUCCAGGCCUCGUGGAAAAAACCGCCAGGAGAUGUGGACUCAUACACACUGACACUGCUGAAGGAUAGUGUUGUGGUUCAGAACUACAGCCUUCCAGUUAGCUCUUCUUCUCUGCUGCUGACUGGUUUGACACCUGGCUCCCCCUACAAGCUGCAGGCCGUCACUGUCAGUGGGAAGCUGCAGUCUAAUCCCAUCAGUCUGGAGGCACGCACAGCCCCAGAGUCAGUCUCUGAGAUAACCGUUUCAAAUGGCGGCAAGUCUGAUGCGCUGCAAGUGUCGUGGCAUCCUGUGUCAGGAGUAGUGGACAGCUACCUGGUCUGCCUUUAUGACAAGACGGGAGUUCUUGUCCACAGAUUUGUUGUGUCCCACUCCUCACCACCUGAGUGCUCCUUCAGUUCACUGGUGGCUGGACGGCUUUACUCAGUGGUCAUAACAACAAGGAGUGGCAACGUGGAGAACACCACCACUGUUCAAGCUCGAACACAACCCGCCACUGUGCAAAAUCCAACAGCUGUUCACUCUGCAAGAGACGACUUUCUCAAGGUGUACUGGCGGCAUGCGGCUGGAGAUCUGGACCACUACGUGGUUCUGAUUCGUUACAACCACACCGUGCUGCAGAAUAAGAGCAUCUCAGCCGGACACAACGAGUGUGUUUUCUCAUCUCUGACACCGGGUAGACUCUACACUGUCACUGUAGAAACCUGGAGUGGAGACUAUGUCAGCAGCGUCUCCACCGACGGACGCACCUUUCCUGCAGCUGUACGGAAUCUGUUAUUAAGCAAUGUAGGAACAGAUGAGUUGAACAUCACCUGGAGCCCCGCCCCUGGAGACGUGGACUACUAUGAGGUCACUCUGCUCUUCAACGAUUCUCGGGUUUUCCCUCCGGUCACGUUGGGUGGCGAGGUGCGACAUCACCGGCUGACCUCUUUGACGCCCGGGCGGCUUUAUAAGAUUGUGGUGUCGACGUUCAGUGGAUCAUAUCAGAGGGCUGAGUUCAUUGAGGGACGGACAGUUCCCAUAGCUGUAGGAAACCUCCGCCUGACUCCACAGCCUGGCCUGACAGAUUCGCUUGGUGGACUUGUGGCUAACUGGAUGCCUGGCGAAGGAGACCUGGACAUGUACAUCGUGUCCCUGUCAACCAUGGACGGAGUUGCCGUGGACACUCGUCCCGUUCCCAAACAUGUCACCACACUGGACUUUAUGGAGCUGAUCCCAGGUCAUGCCUACACCAUCACAGUCCAAUCACUGAGCGGAAAGCUGACCAAUAGCAACACAGCCACAGGCAGGACAGCUCCAGCCAGAGUAACAGCAUUGCAGGCUGAUAAUGACCACACCACCCAUAGCCUCACCAUCAGCUGGGAGCGGCCAGUCGGCGUGUAUGACGGCUACAGCCUGAAGCUGCUGGAUGAGGCCGGCAUCAUUGUGAUCAAUCAAUCAGUCGCAGCAGAGAGUCGAAGCGAGCUUCUGGAGGGUCUGACGUCAGGGAAGUGGUAUCGUGUGAGGGUUGUGACGCUGAGCGGCGGCGUACAGUCACUGGAGACGACAGCAGAGGGGCAAACACGUCCGGCUGCAGUCAGUAAUCUAACGGUCAUUUCGGCUAACACCUCCUCGCUCUCCUUCUCCUGGCGUCCAUCUGACGGCCAUGUCGACAUCUAUGACCUGUCCCUUUACAGCAUCACAGAGGGGACCGCCACUCACAGGCAGGGCUCUCCCGGGAGCAGGAAGGAGCAUCACAAGGACGCAGGUGAACAAGUGGACCUGCAGAAGGUGGGCUCAGCUGCGGACAGCUGUGUGUUCUCCGGCCUGCGAGCAGGAAGCCUGUAUAAGCUGCAGGUGGUGAGCUGGAGCAGAGACAUGAGCAGCGAAUCGUCUGUGCUGGCCAGAACCGUUCCCUCUCCAGUCUCGUCUCUUCAGGUUGAGAGUUCAGGGCAGAUGGACAGACUGAUGGUCAGCUGGCAGCACGGAGAGGGAAGCUUGAGCAGCUACCAGGUGGUAUUGUACGACGUUUCUGGAACCACUCUGGGAGCUCAGACUCUUGGGGUGGAGCACACGAGUCACACCUUCUCUGGCCUGGUCCCUGGUAGACUGUACCGCGCUGAGGUCAUCACGCACAGUGGAGACCUGACCAAUAAUGUCUCUGCAUUUGGACGCACUUCUCCCCAACCGCCCACCCACCUGUCUGUCAAACAAGGCCCGACCAAUGACACGGUAGAGCUGUCGUGGUCUGGUCCCACCUACGGAGACUACAGUAACUUCAGCCUGCAGUGGACUCCUCCGGAUCAGCUGUCAGUCACACAAACUCAUCUGACCAGCCACAUCGUGGGCGGGAUGUUUCCAGGGCGAAAAUAUAACUUCACUCUGAUGACCAUCAGUGGAGGCGGGGUCAAGGGCGGGCCUACAGUCAGGAGCCAACCAAUCCAGAGGAGUAUCAGAACAAGUCCUUCUUCUCUGAAGUCCAUCCACUGCUUCCCUCUCUCCUCCUCCUCCCUCUCCUGCUCCUGGUCACCUCCACACGCCGACUUCGACUCCUACGAGGUCGAGUGUCGGCGCUAUGAUGACGGGGAGCUGAUGUCGGCACUGAGGCUGGUGGGGGGCGUCACAGCGGUGACACUGGACCACUUGGAGCCAUACAGGAAAUACUCUGUGACAGUCAGAGUGUCAUCAGCAGGACAGACGAGCCCACCGGCGACGCACACCACCAUCACCAUGAUCGACCGCCCUCCAGUCCCGCCUCCCAGUGUGCGGGUCAGCAAGCGGUCAUCGAAGAUCAAGUCAUCCUCCAUCUUGUUCCGCUUCAACUGCUCCUGGUUCAGUGACGCCAACGGAGCCGUCCGAUAUUUCACCGUAAUCGUGGCCGAGUCUGAUGCCAACGAGAUGCUGCAGCCAGAGCAGCGCCACCCACUACCCUCAUACCGUGACUACAUCAGCAACUCAUCCGUCAGAGCCUAUCAGACCGCCUACUUCCCCAGCCGCUGUCCUCAGGACACCGAGAGCUCUGCCGGACAGGUGGUGGAGGUGAACCUGGGGGCAGGAGGAGACCGGCUGGGCGGAUCCUGUGAUCAUUACCAUGACGAUGCCCUCUACAUGAGUGACAGCUACGGUGGCUUCUGUGACGGGCCGCUGAAAGCCAAAACAUCGUACAGGCUAAGUGUGCGGGCCUUCACCCGCCUGAUUGAUGAGAACCACCGGGAGUUUCCUCAGCCGCUCUUCAGCGACACGUACCUGUCUGAGCCGCUCAGGACGCACGCAGAGCCUCUAGGUGGCGUGGUGGAGGGUCUGAGUGCUGGUAUGUUCCUCAUUGGUAUGAUGGUGGCAGUCGUCUCUCUGCUGGCCUACAGACAGAGGCUACGCAAAGUGGCUGUGCAGGAGAACCCGGUGGUGAGGAUGAGCAUGUGGAAAGAAGUUCCAACUUCGGGGAUGUAUAUGGGCGUCCGGAGUAACCGUCGGGUCACCAGUCCCAUCAAAGCGUGCCACUUCGAGUCACACCUGAGCAAGCUGCAGGCCGACUCCAACUACCUGCUGUCUGAGGAGUUUGAGGACCUGAAGGACGUGGGCCGUAACCAGACGAUGGACGUUGCCCGAGUGCCAGAAAACCGAGGAAAGAACCGCUACAACAACAUCCUGCCAUAUGAUUCUACCCGAGUGAAGCUUUCGUACCUGGAGGACGACCCCUGUUCCGACUACAUCAAUGCCAGCUACAUACCUGGUAAUAACUACCGCAGGGAGUACAUCGCCACCCAGGGGCCGCUCCCCGGCACUAAAGAUGAUUUCUGGCGGAUGGUGUGGGAGCACGGCGUCUACAACAUCGUCAUGGUCACGCAGUGUGUGGAGAAAGGGCGGGUGAAGUGUGACCAGUACUGGCCUGCAGACAGAGAGCCUCUGUACUACGGUGAUCUGGUCAUUCAGAUGCUGUCAGAGUCCGUCCUGCCUGAGUGGACCAUCCGAGAGUUCAAGAUCACCUCGGAGAGCAGCCGCAGUUACCCUCGGGUGUUGCGUCACUUCCACUACACGGUGUGGCCCGACCACGGCGUCCCUGAGAGCACCCAGUCCCUGAUCCAGUUUGUCAGGACGGUCCGGGACUAUGUGGACCGAUCGCCGAGUACCGGAGCCACCGUCGUUCACUGCAGUGCUGGAGUCGGGCGCACAGGGACGUUCGUCGCCUUGGAUCGGGUUCUGCAGCAGCUGGACUCCAAAGGAACCAUUGACCUGUACGGCUGUGUGUUCGACCUCCGACUGCACCGCCAGCACAUGGUCCAGACCGAGUGUCAGUAUGCCUUCCUGCAUCAGUGUAUUCGGGACGUCCUGAGAGCCAGAAAGCAUCGCAGCGAGCAGGAGAACCCGCUCUACCCCAUCUACGAGAACUUCAACCCCGAGUACUGCCGAGAUUUCAUUUACACUGGACGCUAAACAGAAGACAACGUUCAUCCGAUCAGAGCAAAGAAACGUUCCAGCGCAACAAACGGACAAAACAGGGAAAAAUAAAUGAGAACAAAUGAGGUUCAUGAUCUUGUUUUCAGGUCUGUAGGUCUCACUGGUUUCACAGCGACAGAGUCACUGACCUGUGCCGUCUGUGGAAGGAGACGAGCAGACCGUAACCUGAAGAUUCGGGAAUAAAUACAAACACUUAAGAAAAGUUGGAAGUUACGUGUUUCCAGGCACUGCAGGGAAGAGUUUCAGUAGCUACAGCUGGUCAUCAGCACUAUCUGAGAAAAUGUAAUCACACCAAACACCUCACUGUGGAAGCUUGUUUCCACCACAGCAAAAAAAAAAUCGCCAUCCGUACCUCCAAAUUAUGAGUUAGCUCUGCCAAUCAGGAAGCUCGGUGAAGGUUCAUCAUUUCCUUGUUACCUGGAAGCAGGAGGCUGAAGGCAUCAGCUGCACAACAUUGAUUCUUUUUAUGCAGCACAAACAGCAGCUUGUUAACAUUUGCUACACACUGCCAGCUCACUGAUACUGUAGCUAACUUAGUGCAUGUUCGGCAUCAUCUGCUUCCGGGUAACAAGGAAAUGACCUCUUUCACCAAGCUUCCUGAUUGGCAGAGCGAACUCGAAAUUUCAAGAUAUGGAUGGUGAUUUUUUUUUCUUUAUUUUUAUGUUUUUUAGUGGCGGGAACAAUCCUCCGUACCUCACAGAGUUUCCACUACAUUCAGCCAGUGGGCAGCAGUCUGGUUUCUUUCAGCACAGAGUGAUGGGCUACAUUUUUGUUUAGAACCCAAAAGCAUGAAAAUCUGACGCCUGUGCUUUUUUAACCCUGCGUUCACAGAAACACUGAGUAAGAAUGAUGACCUCUCCCGUGAAUCAGGACUGCGAGGACCUGGUAAUAAUCUGAGCUCAGGCUGACCUGCAAAAUCUGUUUAUCUGAUUAGUUUUUUUUCUAAAUCUGUCCUGAAUCACAACAGCAGCUGAACUGGAACAGCGGCUGCUGUGAGUCCGUGUGGCUAACUGACAGAGGGCACACACACACACACACACACACACACACACACACACACACGAUCGAUCACAUGAUUGGCCCCAGCUGCAGCCCACAUCUUAUUAAAACGUGUUUUACUGUCGACUAAAACAACAAACUUUAUAUAGUUAAAAAUAGAUUUAAACAUAGUGGAGUUCCUUUAACGUUAUUGGCUGUUUAAAUGUUGAAAGGCAGCACAGCUGAUCUCAGGUUGUCGUGAUCCAAGUCAGAAAAAUAUAUCCAAAUAAUAACAGAGUGACUGCAGGGAAGGACAGAGCCAUCUAUUUUUCAUACUCUCCAUUAUCACUGUAUGUCCUCACUCAUUGCUCCAUAUAAGCUGUUUAUUUAAAAACUCUCAACACACAUAUUGCUGUAUGUAAAUAUAGAUGUAAUACUCCUUUUUUACAUUAUAAUGAAUAUAUGUAUGUCAACAACUGUCAGGCUGUGUAAUAUUUAGAUAGUUCCUCAUUUAUGCUGCAAGCAAAUGUAACCUGCUGUAUUCAGACUUUAAAGAGACUCUUUUUGCUUUUUCUCGGUCAUAUUUGUGUUAUUACAGCGUCAGAUGUUUGCGUUAAACACGGUUAAAGUUAUAAAUAUUGAGGAAAUCGUAUGCAAAGGAAAUCCCUGUGAAGAAACGUCCUUUAGAACAGUUCACCAGAGUGCUGCCCCUCUGCUGGCUUCUGGAAACUGGCUAAUCAGAGGAUGAGUUUAAAGAGAGGGGCGGGGCCUUAAAGAGACAGGAGUCAGUUUCACGCAGAGGAAGAACUGAACUAAAAAUACUCCAAAUCACAGGAAACGAGCCCACGAGCUCCUCUUUAACUUCACGCUUGUAAACUGCUAAAACUUAGAAGUAAAGACUGAAGUCUGAAUACGCUGCAGGAGCCCCGUGUUUCCCUUCACAUAUUUAAAUGACAUAAUUAGAAAUGUUUGCCUCAUGAAAAAAAAUUGGACUUUUGUGAUUUUCUGAGUUUCUAAAAGUAUCAAUGUGUCAUGUUACAAUAAUACUGUGGCUAAAUUAAUUGUUUGAACUGAUGAAAUCUGGACUUUUCCCUGAUCCAUUCGGCCUGCGGGACUGUUUUAUGUAGACUUUAAUACGUUUGUCAUGUGAUGCAUUCAGGAAGCUUCAUGAAAUUAACGAGCCCUAAACGAACGUAUGAAGCUUUUUAUCCCGCCGUUAUAAACUUGAUGAUGAAUAAAAAUAUCUGCCUCAC